CAGUGCAUGAGGGUUUUUGUGUUACUUUGCUUUACCUCUCACUAAUUGAAAAUCCACCGAGAAUUCAAUCUUCAAUUCAAUGGAUCCCUGCACUUUCGUACGCAUCAUCGUCGGGAAUUUAGCCCUUAGGUUUCGGGGAUCACCGUCGUCUUCUUCGUCGACUUCCUCAUCGGGACCGUCUGUUUCGGACGUAUCAUCUGGUAAUUGCUACUGUAAAAUCAAAUUCAAGAGCUUCUCACGCCAGAUCGUCGCUGUUCCCGUUCUGUUGCGAACCGAAUCCGAGUCGGAGCCCCGGUGCUGCUCCGGUAACGUCUCAGCCGUUGCAGCUUGCUUCACUUUAAGCAAGGCAAUCGAGAGGUCUCUGAAGAAGCCUAAAUGGAGUGUCGUCUCCGUCGAGGUUUAUUCUCGCGUUGCGUCGUGUGGAAUCGUCGCUGGUUCCGGUGAGAAGCUGAUUGGUCGGUUCGAGGUUUCGCUGGAUUUGAAGACGGCGGAGACUAGGACGUGUUUGGCUCACAACGGCUGGGUUAAAUUGGGCACUAAGUCGAAGAAGAAGACUAAGUCCGGGUCGGAUCCGGAGCUCCAUGCUACUAUACGGGUUGAACCCGACCCGAGAUUUGUGUUUCAGUUCGACGGCGAGCCUGAGUGUAGUCCUCAGGUUUUACAAGUCCAAGGGAACACAAAGCAAGCUGUUUUCACUUGCAAGUUCGGAUUCAGAAACUCCGGUGACCGGAAUCUUACUCCAAGUUUAUCUUCGUUGAGCAUUGGAAAGGAACAGACUUUGAAAGAGAGAAAAGGUUGGUCGAUAACAAUCCAUGAUCUCUCUGGCUCACCAGUAGCUAUGGCUUCAAUGGUCACACCUUUCGUACCAUCUCCCGGUUCGAACCGCGUCACUCGGUCUAGCCCCGGCGCGUGGUUAAUCCUCCGACCUGAUGGCUACACAAUGAAGCCAUGGGGUCGACUCGAGGCAUGGCGUGAGUCAGGAAUCUCAGACGUUCUCGGUUACCGGUUCGAGUUUUUCAAAGAUGGAACAGCGACUGCAAUCUCGGCAUCGUCGUCGAUGAGUACAAAACACGGCGGGAGUUUUGUCAUCGACGGAACCAUCACCACCGCCUCCACCAUGGCGGCUGCUUCUUUGAGUCUCUCGGAUGGAAGUUUUGAUCUUUCGUCAUGCUUGAGUACCGGAUCAUCAAGAACCUGUUCAGGAUCCGGGUCGGAUUUCGGGUUUCUUGUGCCCCAAGCGCAACAAAACUUGGGGUUUGUCAUGUCGACGAUGGUGGAAGGAGUGGAGAAACAGAGCAUGCCUAAGGUGGAGGUGGGUGUGAAGCACGUGACAUGCUUGGAGGAUGCCGCCGCGCACGUGGCACUAGCAGCGGCGGUGGAUCUAAGCUUGGAUGCUUGUAAGCUCUUCUCUCGUAAGCUAAGGAAAGAGCUUAGACAGCUAAGUUCUAUUGGUAGCGUUUGACGUUUCAUGCGCUUUGUCCAUUUGACAUAGGAGAUUAGUUGUCCACUUGCCCUCUUCCACUAGACAAAUUUUUGCUUCUAGUGGAAAAAGAAAGGAAGGAUAAGUAUUUUUUUGAAUUUUAUGUUAAAGGUUAGACUUUAGUUAGAGUUUUGACUUAACAGCGAAGUAUUUGCUGUCAUCAAAAAAAGGAAUUAUCAACAAAACACCUUUCAUUUUCACGUUAUCUAUCAGAAGAUGUUCACUACUUCAUAUUC
This is a messenger RNA of Eutrema salsugineum, 1716 nucleotides long. RefSeq lists its product as uncharacterized. NCBI's taxonomy places the organism in Eukaryota, Viridiplantae, Streptophyta, Magnoliopsida, Brassicales, Brassicaceae. The transcript has 2 exons. Bases 80 to 1462 code for a protein of 460 amino acids. The record is from RefSeq and is a predicted model, not a curated record.